AUGGUGACGCUGGGCAGUGUCACACCGGGGGACGCGGGCUGGUACUCCUGUGAGGUGAGGACAAGCCUGUGGUUCAGCCUCUGGCACAACACCAAGGUGAUGGUCUCCACAGCUGUUUCAACCACAACCGAGGGCAGCAACGUCAACCUGUUGGCCAGCAACCCCCUGUGCCCCACGGGCUGUGGAGAGCCUCCAGUGCUGUCCCAGUUCGGUGUCACCCCCCUGCUGCUCUUGCUCGGCGUGAAGGUGCCCGUGGCGGUGGCCCUGGCGUGUGGGGCUGCCUGGGGAUUCGUGGGGGGGUCCCUCUCGGUGAGCUGCACGUACCGGGCCGGCCAUGAGACAAAGCCGAAAUUCUGGUGCUCUCUGGGAAUACUUGUCACCUGUGCUGAUGACAUCGUCAUCACCUCGGAGCUGCACCCCGAGGUGCAGCAGGGCCGGUUCUCCAUCCGGGACAAUCGCACACGGCGGAUGUUCACGGUGACCAUCAAGGACCUGGCCGAGACAGACGAAGGCGUCUACCGCUGCGGGGUGCGAACGGGCAAACUCAGUUUUGACGACAGUGCUGAAGUGGAGGUGCUCGUGUUCCCAGGUCAGUACCUGUGGGUCCCCCGGGUGCAGUGGUGGUGUGUCCCCCCCUCCAAGGUCUGGGAGCUGGGGCUGCAGGGAGGGGUGGCCUGGAGGAGCUUGGACACGGUUGAGCACAUCCUCACUCCAGGCAUCGUCGUGGUUCUUCUUUUGCUGGCAGUUGCUGCUGGCGUCUUGAUAGCGCUGUCCAGGAAAAGGAAGAAGGCCCUCCCCGAAGCAGCUGUGGAGAUGGCCAGGACCCGCAGCACGUCGCACGCAGGAUCGGACGCCUUGGUCUACGCGGACAUCAGGCACCCCGGGCGCAGAGCCGAGGCUUCCCGCUGCGUGGCCAACACCGCGGCCGAAUACAUGGAGGUGAAGCGGAGAGAUAAGCAUUUGGAAGGGGAAAAAGAGGCCACACGUGCUGGCGUGCAGAAGUCCAUGCUGGAGCAGCAGGAGAUCUAUGCCAACGUGCCGUCAGCCCCCCGGCCCACAGAAGAGCCCCACAGCAGCACAGUGCAGGGGGUGUGA
This is a messenger RNA of Opisthocomus hoazin, 1095 nucleotides long. NCBI's taxonomy places the organism in Eukaryota, Metazoa, Chordata, Aves, Opisthocomiformes, Opisthocomidae. The record is from RefSeq and is a predicted model, not a curated record.